Molecule: messenger RNA, 1278 nt
Organism: Coregonus clupeaformis (lake whitefish)
Lineage: Eukaryota; Metazoa; Chordata; Actinopteri; Salmoniformes; Salmonidae
Gene: tmem51b
Product: transmembrane protein 51b
Exons: 2
Coding region: 75-893 (272 amino acids)
Source: RefSeq, a predicted model, not a curated record
GGUUCCUCCCUGAGUCUCCUCUCCCCAGUCUACUGUGUCUGGUGGUGUGACUCCUGUUGGGUCCAGGUGGGGGGAUGUGUACCAGUGGUGUUCCAGCCAGCUCCAGCCAUGGGGUCAGCCAGUCGGGCUCCUCGUAUGCCCUGUGUGCCCUGGGGGUGGGGCUCAUAGCCCUGGGCAUCGUCAUGAUCGUGUGGACAAUGGUUCCCGGGGAUGCUACCCAGACAACCAAGACUUCAGGCAACUCCAGUAUAACGGUGCCAGCAGACCAUGGUGAGGAUGGGGAUGGUAAGGAGGGCAAGGAAGCAGCGAAGACCUUAUCAAUAGCCUAUGUGCUGGUGGGGGCGGGGCUGGCCAUGCUGCUGCUGUCUAUCUGGCUGGGGGUGAGGAACAAGCGGAGGAAGCGCCAGAGAAGACAGGAGACACGGGCCGUAGGCGUCCCCUUCGUGGACCAUGUGGCUGGGGAGGCAGGAGAGAAUUUAGAGGAGCCAGCCCCAGUCUACAACGUGCCCAGCUAUGAGGAGGCGGUCACCAGUGGCCAGUACCCCAUCCGCCAGAGCAACUUACGCCAGAGCACCUCCCAGCUGCCUUCCUACGAGGACCUCAUCAGUGCUGUGGAAAACGAGGGGGAGGGUUCAAGUUCUGCCCCAGUUAGGGAGGCUCAUCCUAGCAGUCCCACUCCUGAGCCCCAGCCUGCCGCUGCAGCCAACCCCCCCUCCCACAACAGCAGCCGGGCCAGCCGGAUACUACGGCCCCGCAGGGUACGCAGAAUCAAGUCUGAGAAACUCCAUCUGAAGGACUUCCGUUUUAACAUUCGCAACCCUACUGAUGCGAAGGUGACCAUUGAACCCAUCACUCCGCCGCCACAGUAUGACGACAAGAUGCCUGAGUUCUGACAGCACCCCCUAGCCUUGGAGGACUGGAACAGAUGGUAUAAUAAUAAUAAUGAUGCCUGGCUGGGAGUGUUCUUCCUUCACAUUGAGACAGACCCAGACAUUGUUGCUUUGAAUCAAGUAGUUUCUCAGCUCCAAUUUGACUCGUUUAUAGACUAAUUUAUUCGGGGGCUUAUUAUCCUAAUGUGCACUAUGCUCUCUGUUUAGAACACAGUGGCUCUGUUUUUAACUAUCGCCCUACAGAAGGCUUGACGGGGUGCUACGCCACUGCUUAUAACUAUAAGUUAACUAUCUAAGAUUCUCCAGCUCAGGGAUCCAGCUAUGCAUUUUGUUUGCUAACUUGCUAAGUGGCUAGCUUGCAAGAUCAAGCUUCUUGGUUACAGCAGAG